AUGACUACGGCUGCAGCUGUCUACCCCGCCCUGGAGGACCGUCCUCUCAAGGACACCAUUGUCCUCUUCGAUGUUGACGAGACCCUGAGCAAGGCGCGGCGGUCCGCCACCCCCGAGAUGCACGAGCUGCUCUCUCGUCUGCGACACAAAUGCGCCAUUGGAUACGUUGGCGGCUCCAACUUCGUCAAGCAGCAGGAGCAAUUGGGCUCUGCGACCACCGAUGUGACCACCCUGUUCGACUACUGCUUCUCCGAGAACGGGCUGGUGGCCUGGCGACUGGGCAAGCCGCUCGAGGGCAACAGCUUCAUCCAGUGGCUCGGCGAGGAGAAGUACCAGGACCUCGCUGAUUUCUGCCUCCGAUACAUCUCCAACAUUAAGCUGCCUAAGAAGCGCGGUACCUUUGUUGAGUUCCGCAACGGCAUGAUCAAUGUCAGCCCCAUCGGACGUAACGCUAGUGUGGACGAGCGCAACGAGUUCGAGGCUUACGACAAGAUCCACAACAUUCGUCGGGAUAUGGUGCAGGCUCUGAAGAAGGAGUUCCCCGACUUUGGUCUCACCUUCUCCGUCGGUGGCCAGAUCUCCUUCGACGUCUUCCCCACCGGAUGGGACAAGACAUACUGCCUGCAGCACGUUGAGGCUGAGAAGAACAUCACUGGCGUCGAGUACAAGAACAUCCACUUCUUCGGCGAUAAGUGCUUCCCCGGAGGCAACGACUAUGAGAUCUACUCCGACCCCCGCACAAUCGGCCACUCAGUUGAUGGUCCUGACGAUACCAUGAAGCAGCUGAAAGAGGUCUUUGGCCUUUGA
Messenger RNA from Penicillium canariense, 807 nucleotides. It is a transcript of the gene sec53, whose product is annotated as phosphomannomutase SEC53. The coding region runs from base 1 to 807 and encodes 268 amino acids. Gene Ontology annotation, molecular function: phosphomannomutase activity. The transcript is spliced from 5 exons. Gene Ontology annotation, cellular component: cytosol. Gene Ontology annotation, biological process: protein N-linked glycosylation; GDP-mannose biosynthetic process; mannose metabolic process. NCBI's taxonomy places the organism in Eukaryota, Fungi, Ascomycota, Eurotiomycetes, Eurotiales, Aspergillaceae. The record is from RefSeq and is a predicted model, not a curated record.